AGCCAAUGGUUGAAAAUCAGCCAUUUCCUCUGUAGAAAAGUACGAAGAGUUGACAGCUGACCGGUGACAACUCUAUCCAGGCUAACAAUUGUUUGAUGUGCCUGUACAAUCUAUAAAUGACUAUCUGUAUGCAACAAUGCCAAAAGACAAAUAUGAGCCUCCUAGUGACAAGAGACAGCACCGGAUUAUGCAAAGAAGUGAGGUAGCAGAGGGAAAACAGUCCAGAUGGAGCGAGUUGGAAAUAUUUGGAUAUGUUCAGAACUUAAGCUUGCAGCUGUGGAAGGUAGAAUGGCUGACUGUUCUCUACCUCGACAACAAUCACCUGUCUCAUUUGCCGGCUCAAAUAAGCCACCUUGUGAAUUUGAUACAUCUUGAUGCCUCCCAUAAUUUCAUCAUCACUCUACCCCCUGACAUAGGAGACUUGGUUCGUCUCCGAGAGCUCAGGUUAGGCUCAAAUCGCAUUCGGGAGUUGCCAUAUGAACUGGGGAAAUGCUUUCAGCUGGAAGUGCUUGAUCUAUCGAACAAUCCACUGAAUUAUGAUCUGAACAAGUGCUAUACAGAAAGUGCCUCAAAGCUCUUGAUGACCCUGAUGGACAAUAUCCAAUGUGAGUAUAUAAACAUUUCAUUGUUCUUCUCGGGAGAGGGCUCAGUAGUUCGCCUGCCAACCUGGAGUUCGAUCCCCACAGGCACUGGAAAUAUCGUCCGACGUGGUCUGUUCUUUGUCGGUGCAAUUGUCAGGUACCGACACAGCACUGACUGUCGACUUUUGGACUCUGGCGCCCUUCAUUCAGUUCCUGAGUGGAGUCCAGCCACUUCAAGUGCUCUUGUGGCUGCAGGUGGCGCCAUGAUGUCACGCCCAGGGCCAGGGCCAGGCCCAGGCUCAGGCUGCUUGCGUAGACGCCCUGUGGCCGUUCUGAGAACCCGUGACAAUCUUUUAGCACGACCACACUUCCCGGUUUCCAGCUUUUGA
Molecule: messenger RNA, 970 nt
Organism: Aplysia californica (California sea hare)
Lineage: Eukaryota; Metazoa; Mollusca; Gastropoda; Aplysiida; Aplysiidae
Product: CCR4-NOT transcription complex subunit 6-like
Exons: 6
Coding region: 137-970 (277 amino acids)
Molecular function (GO): protein binding
Source: RefSeq, a predicted model, not a curated record